Theobroma cacao (cacao) is the source of this 2277-nucleotide messenger RNA. RefSeq names its product GPI-anchored adhesin-like protein. The record is from RefSeq and is a predicted model, not a curated record. NCBI's taxonomy places the organism in Eukaryota, Viridiplantae, Streptophyta, Magnoliopsida, Malvales, Malvaceae.
GGCUUUCAAAUCAAAUCACAAGAUGAUAGAUCUCAGUCUCACUUCUCACUCUUUUCUUCUUCUUCUUAUUAGCAGUGUUUCUUUCUUUUUGGCUACACUCUUAGUUCCUUCAUGCACGAAAGUUUAUGUUCUUGUCGGAAUGAACAGAUCCUCCUCAUCAUCGAAGCCCCAUAACCAUAAGAACUGGUCUGAGUCGGAGGUUCCGAAGACAAAGGCGAUGAAGAAAAGGAAGGAGAAGCAGGGGUCUAGAAGAGCAUUCCAACAUGUCAAAAACACCGCCACUAGCAGCAGCAGCAGCAGCAAUCUUUCUUCUUCUUCCUCUGGUUCCAUUGAAGCACCAAGGGGUUGUCUCAGGUUCUUGCUCUCUCACUCUUCUUCUUCUGCUAGUACUACUAAUAUUAAAACCCCUUUCAAUCGCAAUUGUCCCACAACAGCCCAUCUCAUCUCCAAAACCCCCAAAUCUGCCCCCAUUUCACGCCCCCCUCACUCCAAACCAUUCCCUUUUAUCAACCAAAAUUCUUCUUCCAAACUAGGCAGAGUUAAGAAAUCCCAAUCUUCCAAGAAGCCCACUUCAGAAACUCCUCCUUUUUUGGAUUCCAAUAAUGCCGCUCCUGAAACCGAGUCGCUUUCUGUGUCUCAAGACUUGUUAAAGCUGCCUGAGGAGGAGCUCCAAUUCACUCCCGUGGCUGUGAGUAAGUUCACAAUUCGUUCCGCUUUCGAUUGUGUAGCUGCUGUUGUUGAUAAUCAUAAGAAUAGGCUUAUCGAUGAUGACAAAUCAAAGGCUAGCUCUAGUAACUCUAAAACCCCACCAAUUCAGGCUUCAUUUUCUCCGGAGAUCCAAUCCACCGCCACCACAGCAAAUACUCCUGCUUGCUAUGGUGCUGGUCAUCUCAUUUCUGGGGUUACUGACCGGAGAAAAUGCAGGGCCAGAGGGGUUCUGGCUGUAGCUCUAGGGGCUGCUAAUGAUAUGUCGAGCGAUAAUUCUAACAGUGCUGACCGCGAAAAAGAUUAUCCUACAGGACUUGUUAACAGAUCUAGUGUUUCCAAGCUCUCUUCACCUGCUGAGGCUUCAAUGCACUGGCUUUUGUCUCCAUGUCAUGAGGACGACGACGAUGACAAGGAAAAUUCUGCUCCUUUGCACGGCUUGCUCGAACCUAAAACACUUCCGUAUCCUUCCUCACCUUUAUCUGAUCUUGGCUUAUCUUUGGAUUUGUGUAGCUUCAGCAAUAACACAAGCGAUACUUCUAAUAGCAGCUGUAAUAAGUGCCAAAGGAGCACAAAUAAUAUGCUUAUUUCCACUCAACUUCCUCAUUUUCAAGUAUGUUUAGAUUCUUUAAGUGACUAUGCUCUUGUUUCAUCUUCUCCAAAUGACACGCCUUAUUCCAGAGCUGUUCCCUUGAAAGAAGAGGCAAAGUACUGCUAUAAUAUUGAAGGAGGAUGCUCUCCAUUCUCUACGGAUACAUUAGGGAGUGAAAAUGUUAUGCAAACCCCAACCUCUGAUUCAAGCUUGGAAAGGCAUGCUGGGAUGUCAUGUUCAAGUGCAAAGGACCACAAGAGAUAUCACUUUCAUUCUGAUCAGCUACUUUCAGUGGCUGGAGAUCUUGGGACGGAAAGCUUGUCUCCCAAGAGACGUGUAUCAAUAUGGGAUACAACCAGUUCUAGUUUUCAGUUCGAUCGUUUGACUACACCUUCCAAUUCCAUGGAGCUUCCUCCGUUUCAGAAAAUUCUGGGUGAUCAAUCUUUGUGGACUUCUAAUUCUACAUUCGAGAAUGUGUCACAAUCACAGAUGAGAAUAUCCUGGAGAGAAGGAUUAGUAAGUCGGAUUUUUGAGAUGGAUGAGCUUGAUAGUUGCAGAUGCCUAUCAGAUGAAGAGGAAGAAUUAAAUGUGAAUAGCGGUGACCCACUUAAACCCUGCCAAAGUCUUGAGAUCAAUGUUGAUGUAGGGAAUGUUCCAACUUUAAAGAAUGGUUUUGGGUCUACUGAAUUUGUACAUGGUGAAAGCAGAGAAAAGCUUCAGUCUCCAGUACAAGGUUCAUGUGCAGAGUCGAUUAGCACUGAUGGAGGUGCUUUGGCUCGUUCAGAGGAUUCAGAUUGGAGUCUUUGCUACAAGAACAAUUUGUUUGAAGUAUAGUUCAUGAUCCUUAUUUCCACUUGUGUAUGUUAAACCUUUGGCUCUAUUGAAUGAGUAUUAGUUUCCCUUUGAUAUUCUUCACUUAUGGAAUUGUAGUCUUCACUGUAAGCUAUGGAACUCGUUUCAGACAAGCAUUUUCAUCUCUA